UGCGCACUGAGAAGCUCUCCAAAAGGCUGCUGCCUCACUCCCAGAGCAUGACGAUGGGCAGAGUUUUUGAGUAACGCCAUGGAUUUCCACGUUGAGGCUCAAAUCGUGAAUGCUCUGUAAUGGACUUUCAGCCCAAUAUAAAAUCCUGCAGGAUUUUUUUUCUUUUUUUUUUUUUAAUCAUCGACAUUUUUUUUAAUUGACGGUGUGAAUUUGUUUUUGUUUUGUUCUCCUUUUUUAACCACAGAAAUGUUCAGCAUAUCUGGGAAGGGGGUUUUGCCAACUUCAUGGACUCAAUAAAUCCGCGUUUGCGUGGCUUCUGUUUUUUCAUGGACUCGUCCUCAGCUGUAAAGGUUCGUAAAAUUGUUUGAAAUGUCCGACUUCCACAACCGAAGCCAAGUCAACGCACGACGCAGUGACUACGUCUGGCAGUACGAGUAUUACGAAGACGAGGAGCCUGUCUCUUUUGAGGGACUUAAAGCGCACAGAUACUCCAUUGUCAUAGGCUUCUGGGUGGGACUCGCAGUUUUCGUCAUUUUCAUGUUCUUCGUUCUCACGCUGCUCACAAAGACUGGAGCACCGCAUCAGGAAAACCCAGAAUCGGGGAAGAACCGGCACCGACCAGAAGGCUGUCUGGUAGACAUGAAUGGCCAUCAGGAUGAUAAUGACAAAGCUUUCUCCCGCCCGCUGUUAGAAGGCUCCCGUUCAUACUUUAAUUUCUACAUCAAUGAGGAAGAUCAGGCCCAUGAGAAACAGAAACAGGAAGACAAAAGGAGCUCUGCAAAAGACAAAGCUCGAAGACUACAGCGCUCUGCUGAAAUAGAUGAAAUGGACGAGGACAUUGAGGGAAGCGUGGGGCACCAACCUCUCAAUGGACUCGUUGAGAAAAGUAAGUCAGACAGAGAGUGUGCUUUCCUGUCUCACUUCAGCAUCCCAAACUUUGUGAACUUGGAUCAUGGCUCCACACUAGGAGAGGACGAUCUGCUGUAUGAGCCAUCCGUCAUCCUGGAGCGUCAGUCUCAAGCUCACAACAGUCACUGUGACGGCCACUAAAGCAGACCCCUACAGUGGUCCUCAAUCCGGCGCCGUGGACAGGUCCAUGGACCAAUUGGUACAGGUCCGCACAAGAAAUAAUUACAUAUUACCGUUUUAUGUAUUAUUUGAGUCUGAAGGGUCUUUUAUUUGGAAAAUCCUUUAACCGGAUCAUCUCUUAUUUUGAAGGGAUAUGUAAACGUUACCAUUGCGGCCAGAGUCAGAGAGCGUUAGUGCAGUGGUCGAGAUGAGAUGAGAGGAGCCCCACCCCUACUCCCCCAUGCUUCGGCCGCAGCAAAAUUGCCAAGUCUUGACCGGUCCGCUGUAAUAAAAAGGUUUGGGACCACUGUUGUAACCUAAAUUGGUUUACAUUCAGAAGCACUUUAAUACGGGCAGAGGGAAAUAUAUGCACCUGCCACUCCUGUCUUUCUGUAAAAGCUUUCAAAUUACUUUUUAGUGUUUUCUAAAAAAAAAAAAAAAAAAAAAAAAGAGAGAGAGAAAAAGAAAGCCAAGAGGUUGGAAGGCAUAGCUUGUAAAAGCAAAUUCAGAGUAACAACAUGAGUUUCCCUCCAGAAGAAGAAAUUGCCUUGGAAAUGAUACCUGUUAUUUCAAGUACUGUGAGCCUGAAUUGGAUACAGCUGGGCUGCAUCCAGACUCUGCACGAAAAAAAGAGAAAUGAAAGACAAGUGGGGUUCACUGGGGAAGGAUGCGUUGGGGAAAUUAUUAUGCUAUUCUUGUUGUUUUUGUUAUACUGUAAGAUUGUGAACAAUGGGUCUGUCUCUGGAUGAGAGUCAGAGGCAAGCUGGUCAUUUAGGAAAAACAGCAACAUAAACUCAGAGUUCUUUGUUCUAAAGUCAAAUACCGUUAAAAAAGCGGAAAUGUACCAACUGUACGCUUCAUAGCACUAAAUGAAAAUCACUGUUGUUUUGGUUGGAUAUAUGUAAACCUCACAUAUUAACAAGAAAUACUGAAUAGAGAUUAAAGACUGUUUUAAGUUUG
Molecule: messenger RNA, 2028 nt
Organism: Poeciliopsis prolifica (blackstripe livebearer)
Lineage: Eukaryota; Metazoa; Chordata; Actinopteri; Cyprinodontiformes; Poeciliidae
Product: melanocortin-2 receptor accessory protein 2A-like
Exons: 3
Coding region: 370-1050 (226 amino acids)
Biological process (GO): regulation of adenylate cyclase-activating G protein-coupled receptor signaling pathway; protein localization to plasma membrane
Cellular component (GO): plasma membrane; endoplasmic reticulum
Molecular function (GO): signaling receptor regulator activity; corticotropin hormone receptor binding; type 1 melanocortin receptor binding
Source: RefSeq, a predicted model, not a curated record